Messenger RNA from Phacochoerus africanus (Common warthog), 579 nucleotides. Its product is annotated as histone H2A type 2-A. NCBI's taxonomy places the organism in Eukaryota, Metazoa, Chordata, Mammalia, Artiodactyla, Suidae. Gene Ontology annotation, molecular function: structural constituent of chromatin; protein heterodimerization activity; DNA binding. The coding region runs from base 77 to 469 and encodes 130 amino acids. The record is from RefSeq and is a predicted model, not a curated record. The transcript has a single exon. Gene Ontology annotation, cellular component: nucleosome.
AAAGGUGAAGCGGGGCCGUUGAGGGCGACUUUCUCGGUCGCCUGAGCGGGAGCCGGUUGCAGUGAGUGUCGUUGUCAUGUCUGGUCGUGGCAAACAGGGAGGCAAGGCCCGCGCAAAGGCCAAGUCCCGCUCGUCCCGCGCAGGUCUGCAGUUUCCCGUAGGGCGGGUGCACCGCUUGCUGCGCAAAGGCAACUAUGCCGAGCGGGUGGGGGCCGGCGCGCCUGUCUACAUGGCGGCGGUCCUCGAGUACCUGACCGCGGAAAUCCUGGAGCUGGCGGGCAACGCGGCGCGAGACAACAAGAAGACGCGCAUCAUCCCCCGCCACUUGCAGCUGGCCAUCCGCAACGACGAGGAGCUGAACAAGCUGUUGGGCAAAGUCACCAUCGCCCAGGGCGGCGUCUUGCCCAACAUCCAGGCCGUGUUGCUCCCCAAGAAGACGGAGAGCCACCACAAGGCAAAGGGCAAGUGAGGCCGGCAUCCGGAAGCCCACCCAGCCCCGUCCGGAAGGGGCACCUGUGAAAUCAAAGGCUCUUUUCAGAGCCACCCACUCUUUCAAAUAAAAAAAAAAGAGUUGCUACA